Messenger RNA from Strongyloides ratti, 615 nucleotides. RefSeq lists its product as hypothetical. The record is from RefSeq and is a predicted model, not a curated record. NCBI's taxonomy places the organism in Eukaryota, Metazoa, Nematoda, Chromadorea, Rhabditida, Strongyloididae. The coding region runs from base 1 to 615 and encodes 204 amino acids. The transcript has a single exon.
AUGUACUCAAAGAUUGUUCUUUUUUUGGCUGUUGUUGGUGUUGCUAAUGCCUGUACUGAUGGUAAAGAUAAUGUUGUUGAUGUAAGUGACUUAUCCAAUGAUGCAUAUAAUGCUCAUUUUGAAAAUACUCAAGCACGUGUAUAUACUUCAAAUGGGGCACCAUCAUGUUACAAAGGAGAAGCAAAUCUUCAUCUUCCUGGAACCUUAAAACUUAUUUCUGGUACCGUUACAGUUAAAAAAAAUAUGAAUCUUAUGAAUAAUGUUCAAGCUAAACUUACACUUAAGAAAGAUUCUAGUAUUAUUGGAAAAAUAUGUGAAAAUGGAAAAUCAAAAAAUAUUCUUAUUCCAAAUAAAGAUUGUACUAUUAGUCUUUGUAAUAACGCAUUAGAAUCUCCAUUAUGUACACUUCUUGAAAAAGCUGGAACUUAUGACUUGUCACAAAUUGAAAAAACUUUAGGAAUUUCAGGAACUAUUGCACUCCCAGCUCUUCCAGGUUCUUUCAAAGGAAUUAUUAAAGGAAAAUGGGAAAUUGGAGUUAAUAUUGUAUCCAAUGGUGUUUCUGUUGCUAAUAUUAAAUUACCAAGUAAUGAACAAUUCAUUUAUGCUGAAGAAUAG